UUAUUUGUCUGAAUAAUUAUAUUAAUUAGUGUGCAUUCGAAAAAAUUUUUCGAUCGUAAAGCACGAACGAGUCGUGCAAUACUCUAACUAGAGCAUUUCCGAUUACACCUUUUAUCAAUUUUGAUAAAGUAUUUAUUAUUAAAAAUUUAUUUUUAUUAUUUUAAAAAAUAUUUGAUUAUAACCUCAAAUAAUUUUCGUGUAAUUAAACUUGAAAAUUUAUAAAAUAAUGGACGAAGAUAAUUUUGAUAUUUUUGAACUAAAAAAAAAUUUUUUAACUUGUACGCCUUUGGAAAAAAUAAAAUUCCCAAAAAAAUUAACCGCGGAAAGGCAAAAAGUUAUUUUAGAUGAAAUAAUAACCGAUUGUUUGGUGCAAAAGUACCCAGUGAAAAAUAAUUACCGCAGAAAUUUCCUGCGGCUGGUGAUCGAGCGACUGGAGAACGACAACGAAGAAAUUAAUGACGAAUUGUAUGAAUUUUUCUGCAGUUAUUUGUCCGCCGCGGACUCUCCCAUGCACUAUCGUCAUUUCCUGAUAAAUUCAAACCAGCGCGUAAUCAUCAAAGAAAGCAAGUCAAUUAUUUCUGAUGGGACUACUGGGCUGUGCAGUUGGCAGGCAGCAGAAGUUUUGGCAGAAUGGUGUCUAGCAAACAAGACCGAACUGACCGGAAAAUCUCUAGUAGAAUUGGGAUCCGGGGUCGGAUUGACAGGACUGACGAUUUUGAAAACCUGCAGACCUAGAAGUUAUACAUUCACUGACUGCCACCCGCGAGUUUUGAAUUUACUUGAAGAAAAUAUAAAACUCAAUACUGAUAUCAAUCAUGAAGACCCCGAAAAUCUGGACGCUGAUGUCCAGGUCGUAGACCUGGCCUGGGAGUCAAUCGACCAACACAAAGAAGCCAAUUGGAUGUCACCAGAUUUAAUUCUCGCCGCAGAUGUUGUGUAUGACUCCAGUUUAUUUCCCUCGCUAAUUAACGCAAUUGACGUCUUAUUAAACCAAGAAAAUAGUUACGCAAUUAUCGGCAUUACUGUGCGGAAUGAAGAUACGCUCGGCACUUUCCUGACACAAUUAGACAAACAUAAACUGAUGCACGAUGAACUGGCAGUCCCGACUUACAAAAUGUUCAGCCCACCAUGCACGCCAGUCAAAGUCAUCAAAAUUACUAGAUAGUUUUUUUUAAAUAUUUUAUUUUGUGAACUAAAAAUUUACAUAAUAAUUAUAUAAAAAAAAAAAAAACGAGUGCAUUUUUAUAAGAAAUAUAAUAAUAAUAAAAUGUAAGUUUAUCUGAAUAGUGUAAGUAAGAGAGGAGAUUAUUUAAAACCAUUUUCGUUUAUUUUGGCGUUUAACUUUAACUUCAGUCUCGUCCACAUCCUUAUCAGCAUCUUUCUUGUGACCUUUUUUUAAUAAAUUUUUUUCUUUAAUAUGUAA
Molecule: messenger RNA, 1423 nt
Organism: Microplitis mediator
Lineage: Eukaryota; Metazoa; Arthropoda; Insecta; Hymenoptera; Braconidae
Product: protein-lysine N-methyltransferase EEF2KMT
Exons: 3
Coding region: 227-1165 (312 amino acids)
Source: RefSeq, a predicted model, not a curated record